UGACCUGUUUUGCAUGGUCUGAUUUUCGGGAAUUUCGCACGGCCGGAAAGGAGGGAAGUCCAGAAGGAUAAAUAAAGGAGGCUCUCCAUCCCCCGAAGGAAUCUAUUUUACAGAGGCAUGCCAGUGCCUGAGGUGGCGACUGACAUUGCCAGCGCUGCCGCCAUGUUGAGCCCCGUCCUCAACGCCUCCAACGGAGACGGAUCCGAGUCCGAAACCACCUCUGCCAUCCUCGCCUCUGUCAAGGAACAGGAGUUGCAGUUUGAACGUCUGACCAGGGAGCUGGAAGCCGAGCGACAGAUCGUUGCCAGUCAGCUAGAGAGAUGCAAGCUUGGCUCUGAGACUGGAAGCAUGACGAGCAUCAGCUCAGCGGAUGAGAAAUUUCGCUGGAACAACCAAGACGGACAGAAGGACAUAGAGGAGGAGCUGACGACAGGCUUGGAGCUCGUGGACUCCUGCAUCCGAUCGCUUCAGGAAUCAGGCAUCUUGGACUCACAGGACACGUCUUCGGGAGACAGACAAGGACUUUUGUCCCAAAGCGCUUUGCAGCUCAACCACCAGGAUGCCUAUGCAGCAGCUGGUUACCAUAGUAACCAAGGUCUGGCCCUUGGGGAAUUGACCAUGGGGCGAUGCGGGCAGGUUGGAGCGGCUGUUCACAGCUACAACCAGGUUACAUCCAGCCGUGCAGCUGCCCAUUUAGCAGGAUCUGACUCUCCCUCCCAGUCCCAGAGAGACUCGUUUGCUCAGCAGGCCCAUGGUAGCGCAUUCCACAUGCCCACUGAUCUUGGAUCUGCACCUGCGGGGCCCCCCAUGUAUUACUCCUGCGCCACUUUGCCUGCUCAGCGCGUGAGCUCCCCUCUGCAGGCGGUGGGAUCCCCUACCAAGCUGCAGCGCCUGGGAUCGACCUCCUCCGACAUGCCCAGCUACGCCACGCUACAGAGGGUGUCCUCGCCCAAGCAGUCGCCCAGUCGACUGGCCAAGUCCUACAGCACUUCUUCGCCCAUCAACAUGGUAGCAUCGGGCGCCGCCGGCUCUUCCUCACCCCUCCCCAUGGCCGCCUCUCCAGGGGGAAACCACACGUCGUCGCCCAUCCACCAGCUCAGCUCGGUGGUGGGCAGCUACGCCACCCUGUCGCCAAAGCGCAUGCUGCAUCACAUGGGAGCAGACAGCUACAAGAUUUCCCACGAACUGUAUGCCAACGUGACCCUGCAAAGGCCUGGGAGCCUAGCAGGGAGAGGCUCCAGAGGCUCCUACAGCAGCCAGCUCAGCCACCUGGGCUCCGAGCUGCGACCUCUGCAGUCUCCCGAACACCACAUCGACCCCAUCUACGAAGACAGAGUCUACACCAAGCCCAACCUGAGAGGACAAGCCCCUGCUUCCCCUGGUGUUGACCAAAUCCCCCUGCAGCGAACAGGAAGCCAGAGCACCACAGGCACCUUUCACAGGGGAAGCUUUGCCUCGGGAGGCGGUGCGGCUGACUACGCCAACCCGUACCGCACUCUGCAGUUCUGCCCGUCCACCGAGUCGCCUUACAGCAAGUCAGGCCCCACCCUGCCCCCCGAGGUUGCCUUGGGACGCUCUCCAUCGGUGGACAGUAUCCAGAAGGACCCAAGGUACGACCCUGAAUUCCUUGUGUGGAAUCAAAAUCAAGCCGAGCAAAGAAUGACAAAGGAGUUCGGCUGGAGGGAUCCAGAGCUGCCGGAAGUGAUCCAAAUGUUGCAGCAUCAGUUCCCAUCGGUUCAGUCCAACGCCGCAGCCUACCUCCAGCACCUCUGCUUUGGAGACAACAAGAUCAAAUCUGAGAUCCGGCGACAGGGUGGCAUCCAGCUUCUGGUGGACUUGCUGGACCACCGGAUGACUGACGUGCACCGCAGCGCCUGCGGAGCCCUGAGGAACCUGGUGUACGGCAAAGCCAACGACGACAACAAGAUCGCCCUGAAGAACUGCGGGGGCAUCCCGGCCCUGGUGCGACUGCUCCGGAAGACCACCGACGUGGAGAUCCGGGAGCUGCUCACAGGUGUUUUGUGGAACUUGUCAUCAUGCGACGCCCUGAAGAUGCCCAUCAUCCAAGACGCCCUCGCAGUGCUGACCAACGCCGUGAUCAUACCCCACUCAGGCUGGGACACGUCCCCGCAUACACAGGAGGACCGCAAGCUGCACCUACACUCAUCCCAGGUCCUCCGCAACGCCACAGGCUGCCUCCGGAAUGUAAGUUCUGCAGGCGAGGAGGCCCGGAGGAGGAUGAGGGAAUGUGAAGGCCUCACAGACGCUCUGCUCUACGUCAUCCAAACCGCUCUGGGGAGCAGCGAGAUCGACAGCAAGACUGUAGAGAACUGUGUGUGCAUCCUGAGGAACCUGUCAUACCGUUUGGCCGCAGAGACAUCUCACAGCCAGCAGGGGGGGUCGGAGGAGCUGGACGGUCUGUUGUGUGACACCGGCGGGAAGGACGCAGAGAGUUCUGGAUGCUGGGGCAAGAAGAAGAAGAAAAAGAAGGGACAUGACCAGUGGGACGGCGUUGGCCCAUUCCCAGACUUGGCUGAGCCCCCAAAGGGCAUCCAGAUGUUAUGGCACCCCACCAUUGUCAAGCCCUACCUCACACUACUGUCGGAGUGCUCAAACCCAGACACGCUGGAGGGAGCAGCAGGGGCUCUGCAGAACCUAGCUGCUGGCAGCUGGAAGUGGUCGGUAUAUAUCCGGGCAGCAGUGCGUAAGGAGAAGGGCCUCCCCAUCCUGGUUGAGUUGUUAAGGAUAGACAACGACCGGGUGGUUUGUGCCGUGGCCACAGCGCUGAGGAACAUGGCUCUGGACAUCAGGAACAAGGAGCUCAUUGGUAAGUACGCAAUGAGGGACCUGGUGCACCGUUUGCCCGGAGGCAGUAACAACAACAACACCAGCGGUGGGGGCGGAGGAAGCACUAACAGCAGCGCCUUGUUGGGGAAGACCAUGUCCGACGACACCAUCACUGCCAUCUGCUGUGCACUGCACGAGGUCAUCACCAAGAACAUGGAGAACACCAAGGCCCUGAGGGACGCCGGCGGCAUCGAAAAGCUCAUCAGCGUUGCCCGCAGCAAAGGGGACAAACAUAGUCCCAAGGUUGUGAAAGCCGCCUCUCAAGUCCUGAACAGCAUGUGGCAGUACAGAGACCUUCGCAGCCUCUACAAAAAGGACGGAUACUCCCAGUACCACUUUGUUGGCUCCUCGUCCACGAUAGAGAGAGACAGACAGCGACCUUAUUCUUCCUCUCGCACUCCAUCCAUCUCUCCCGUAAGGACCUCACCUAACAAUCGCUCAGUGAGUGCCCCUGCUUCCCCCAGGGAGAUGGUGGCGCUGAAGGAGAGGAAGGCAGACUAUGAAUUGACCGGCAAUGCCAGUUACCAUGGUAACAAGGGUGAACACACGUCACGAAAAGAUGCUAUGAUGGGUCAAAUCUCCAGUGGGUCUUCCACACUGCACAGAGGUGCCUAUGUGUCACCCACUGAUGACCUGAAGUACAACCAGAUUUCUUCUCAGGGCCUGCCUUCAGAGCCCUACCCUCCGUUCCAAAACCCUCCCCUGCCCGACAGCAUCAAUUACGAGGACCAGGCCUUCUACGAGAACCAGGUUCACGCUGGAGGGCGCCCCCCGCAGGGUGACCUCAACAUGCACCUGCAGGGCCUCAAGUCCACCGGCAACUAUGUAGACUUCUACUCCGCCUCGCGGCCCUACAGCGAGCUCAACUAUGAAACCAGCCACUAUCCAGCCUCACCAGACUCCUGGGUCUAAGGGUGGACGAGGAAGUUUCAGUAGGAGGAAGAGGUGGAGAAGAGAGUGGCUAGAUGGAGGGGGUAGUGGAUAGUUUAAGAACAAGAUUAGAGAAGAUAAGAGGACAAGUUAUCUCCCUCUCCUCCCCUGUUGUUCCUGAGUAGCAUCAUAGAUAGCAGGAAGAGACACAGGGGGAGGAUGCAGUGCAGGAGAACAUCUUACGACCUUUCACUCCUCUCAGAGGCAUUUGAGAGGGAAGAGGACAAGGGAGGAUCGGGAGCAAAAGGAGGAGCGGCCAUGCAUGUGCAUGCACACCACCACCAAAAAUGAAAGAUAUGUUUUCUUUCCGUGUUUAGUUUGCCAUCAACUACUGCAAGAAAGUUCAGCAAAAUGGAAAGAUCUCCUGCACCCAAAGGCUUCCAGAUUCAGAACGUAGGAGGGAAGGACGUGACAAUAGAGAACAUGGUGAGAGGGAUGAAAGAAUGAAUUGAGAUGAAGGACAAUGAAAAAUGAAUCAGUUGACUCAAGAGUGGAAAAGGUUUUUAUUGGAUUGUGAAAUGGAAAGCAUGAGAAUACCCAGGAGACACACUUGUAUAUAUGUAGUAUAGAAACAUGGCUUUUAGUAAUGUGAAGCACAAGAAGCAGAACUGUAGGACUUGUAGGACGUCUGUCACACAAACCUUUGUUUCUUUCUAUGGCUCCAGUGGGACCUCUGGCCAUUUGUAACAUUUUUUUUUGUUUUUGUUGUGUUUCUACUUUUUUAUUUGUUGAUUCUGGUUGUAUAGUAUUUGAUGUACACUGUACAUUUACCGAGAUUCAUUGUGUACUGUACAUUGCGCUAUUUUUUGUGUCAUGUCAGGCCUUUUUUGCCAUUGGGUCAACCACACUUCCUCUCACUAACUAUCCUCCACUUUAAACACACACAAUUCCUGCACUCUUUCAAAACUCAUAUUACAGCCGCAGAUGGUUGUCAACGCAUUGCUGUUCUUGAAAUACGAUUUUUAUAUAUUUAAAGCAUCACUUUUGGUAGGUCAUGGUGCUUUUUUUACUGCCCUGCAGAAUGGCCGUCUCAAAUAAUUGAGCAGCUUUUCCGUGACAAAAUUAUCUUUUUUUUUUUUACAGCAUUUUUUGGGGGGGUUGGUCCACAUUAACACCUAUAUUCCCUUUUUGUUCCCAUGAGCUCCUCAUUUGAGUUCCAUUUGAUUUUACUGUGCUCAUUGUAUAAAUAACGGUGCCAAACUAGGGUUACUUCCUCUCAGCUGAUGAAUGCAGGGGGUGGGGGGUAGCGGUGUGUUAAAGGGUCCAAGUUCAGCUGAAGCUCUCAGCCUAACAUCUUUGCGGUUCUAGUGAUGCCAGUUUGUAAAUGCUUUGUUUUUUCUAUACUGUAUUUUACUGGGAUGAAAACGUCUUAACUUCACUGGGACUGGGGAGUAAUCAUAAAACAAAACCAACAAAAAAAACUACAAAAGAUAAUCACGGAAGGACUGUGACCAGGUGGAACAACGCUUCCUCCAAAGUUGUACAAAAUUAGUGGAUUUCCGUGUUGUAAAAUAAUCAAUGUUUGAAGUCCAAAAAAAAAGUCUUUUACUGGGAGAUGGUUGACAAUUCUAACUUUGUGGUAGACAAAACGGAGUACGUACAAAACAGUACGGAUAUAUAUUAUAUAAAUAUAUACUUUUUAUGUGCAGACGUGGAUGUCACUUAUAGCAGCAACAUUAUGGGAAAAAAAUACUUGUAAAAGAAAAAAAACAGCUAUAUGUAGAAAUUUUGUUCACACUUUUUUUGAGGGUCAACACACUAAAUUGUCAACUUUGUGUAUUAAUGUUGUUGCUAUGUGGAAUAGAGUAGACCAGGGCCCAGGGAUCCACGCUGUCACAAAAGCAGUCCAAAAUAAAAAGGUGCUACAUCCAUAGGAAGUAUUUCCAACAGGUCUGUAUUUUUAACCGUGCACAGAAACUUUUGUUCUCAUUCAUGUAUUCAUUUCAAACUAAUAAUCAUCUGCAGCAAUACAGAGAAGAAUCCCAGGUUGGAUUAUUGUAUUUCUCAUGCAUGGAAAAAAACCUUUCUGAUUAAUUGGUCUCAUAAUGCUUCAUAGCUGAACAAUCGCACCAAUGAAUGCAUGAGUUUUUGUUAGUAAAUCUGAAACUAAAUGGUGACUUUCUUUUAUUUUUACGUGACAAAUCGUGACAACAGACCCUGGUUCUCCCGACCCACUGCUGUUUAGAAGUCCUGUUUAGAGGUCAUGGUCUGCAGCUUGGAAAAAUGACUCAUAAUGGAACUGUCCCCAUAAAGGCGCUGGAUGAAGAACAGGCAUACUGUUUUUGUUAAUGAGCAUCAGGAAACGCACAACGUUAUGUAGGUCCCUGUGAUCCUUGGGCAGUAAACCCUGACAAUGAGACCCGUGUGGAGGUACUGUAUAAUGUCAGUAACUUUUUUGUUGCUAGACAAAACGUAUUUUGAAAAGAGACUUGUGAAACUUUCUAUUGCCUCAAACUGAUUGCAACUGUUCCAAAAAUAUAUAAACGGACCAUCGAAGAA
Messenger RNA from Pungitius pungitius (ninespine stickleback), 6276 nucleotides. Its product is annotated as catenin delta-2-like. The record is from RefSeq and is a predicted model, not a curated record. Gene Ontology annotation, molecular function: cadherin binding. Gene Ontology annotation, cellular component: plasma membrane; cytoplasm; postsynaptic density. The transcript has 25 exons. Gene Ontology annotation, biological process: cell-cell junction assembly; cell-cell adhesion; dendritic spine morphogenesis. Bases 118 to 3759 code for a protein of 1213 amino acids. Lineage: Eukaryota; Metazoa; Chordata; Actinopteri; Perciformes; Gasterosteidae.